CGUCCUUGUGCACGAGAGAAAGAAAAGAAAACUCAUGAACAAGCUCUCGGCUGUGGGCUCCGGGGCGGGACCUGAAUCUGCGGCCAAGCUGAGUCAAAAGGAACUGGGACCCUGGUGGAGAAUCAGCUCCCGGUGCAAGGCUGCCUCCAAAAGCGCGAACCCCAUCCCGAGCUGCAUAAACAGGGCAAUCUCCCGUCGGAGCAGAGAGGGUAUUUCCCCUCUGUGUCUGGCCCUGGCGCGACCGCGGCUGGGACCCUGUGUCCAGUUCGGGUGCCCACCAGUCAGGAAGGAGGUGGAUUGAUGGGAGAGGGGUCAGAGAAGAGCCCCAAGAAUGAUCAAAGGGUUAGAAAACCUGCCGCAUGCUGAGAGACUCACUCGGCUCGGGCUAUUGAGCUGAGCAAAGGGAGGCUCGGGGUGGCUUGGGCACUGUCGUUGCACCGCGUCCCUUGGGCCCGUGCUGGGGGCAGCUGGGGCCGCGUGAUGUGACGGCCUUGGCCGGGAGCCCGGAGCCAUGCCCAGCCCGGAGAGAAAGGAGCUGGCGGAGGCUGUUCUCCGCCACCUGCGGACCGCCGGCGUGAGGCUCAAGCACUGGAAACCCACCCUGAGCGACUCGCCCUGCCAGGAGAAACCUCCCCUGGCGUCGCCCGCCGGCCCGUUCGGGACCCCGCUGCACGCGCUGCCCCUCUCGGAGAACGUGGCGGGAGUACCGCGGUUCCUGGUGCAGAUCUGUGAGGCCCUGCGCCCGCAUCUGCACACAGAGGGGCUCUUCCGGAAAUCCGGCUCCAUGACCCGCAUCAAGGCCUUGAAGGCCCAGCUGGAGGCCGGGGAGAGCUGCCUGGACGCGGCCGCCCCCUGCGACCUGGCCGCGCUGCUCAAGCAAUUCCUGCGGCACCUGCCCGAGCCCCUCAUCCCGGCCGAGCUGCAGGAGCCCUUGUGCCGCGCCCAGCAGCACCCAGCCGAGGGCGAGCGGGGCCCCCUCACCCUGCUGCUGAGCUGCCUGCUGCCCCGUCACAGCGCCCGCGCCCUCCGCUACUUCUGCACCUUCCUGCGGGACGUGGCAGCCAGGUGCCAGGAGAACAAGAUGGACGAGGCCAACCUGGCCGUGAUCUUCGCCCCCAACCUCUUCCCCAGCUGCGUGCUGAGCGAUGCGCCGGGCGCCGAGCGACGGCUACCACUCCAGGCGGGUGCCGUGCAGGCCCUGAUCAGCCACGCGCCCCACAUCGGCAGAGUCCCCCAGUUCCUCCUGGACAAACUCCCAGCUCCUGCCCCUGAGCUGGACAGUGGCCGCCAGAGCCAGGCGGGGCCCAGGGAUGCCGGAGAUGGGCUGGCAGAGCGGCACCAGAGGCUUCGUCGGAGGAGCGUUGGUGAGAUUGUGAACGGGGCCCUGACCAAACUCCGAGUGGGGCGCGGUGCCGGGGGGCCUCUGGCCCAGGAGCCAAGAGUGGACUCCCCGAGUGUCUCCAGCCUGGUGCCCCGGACCCUCCCCUUCGGCGCCAAGCGCAAGGCCUUGGAGGAGCUGGCCCAGGAGGCCCAUCUGGGCACCAAGAAGCGGAGACCCACCGUGGGGCCGGCUGGCUCGGAGCUGUCCACGGACGAGGCUGGGGACCCCUUCGAUCAGCCCCCAGAUGAUGCUCCCGCCAGCCCCCCUGAGGUCUUCGCCAACAGCCCCCCAGAGUUGCCCACUGCUGCGGAGACUCUGCCCCCCAGCGCCGGCCUGCACCGAAGGAAGAGCAGCUGCAAGAGGCGUCCUCAGAGGAAGCUCUCCGGCCGAUCCACCUGUGGCUCCCCAGCUCCCUUCGAGCGGCAGGAUGCGGGGCGCAAAUCCUUGCGCAUCUUCGCCCGCAGCGGGAAGGAGCAGCCUCCCCCGGGCCCCGCCAAGUGGAACGCCAAGGCCCCUGAGCCCAGCAGCUGGCACCUGAUGAAGCGGAUGGUGGCAGACGCCCUGGAGGGGCACCGAGCCCCGCAGGGCUGGGUCCCGCUGCCCUUGUCCAGGCCCACAGAGCCGGAUGAUGGGACACCUGCUGUCGAAGGCCCCGCUGCCGGGCAGAGCAAGCGAGACCCCGGGCCCUGCGCGGGAUCCGCAGACGCCAGCAAGAAGCCGUGCGCCACGGAGCUGGACCUGGAGGCCUGGUUCGGAAGCCGCACUGGGGCCCCCCCCAGGCAGCAGCGGGCCCUGCGCAGGUCCCUGAGCUGGCCUGAGGGCCUGUCGGGGGCGGAGGGCAGAGUCGACGGCCUCCCAGGAGCAGCCAGGUCGGGAAGCUCCCCAUCCCACCCUGGAGGAGGUGAGAGGGAGCCGCUGGAUGGCACCCCAGGGAGCCGACCUGGUCCGGAGCCGCUGGGCACCCCCAUGCUGUGCGUCACGCUCUCCCCCGGCAGUGCUGUGCCUGGCUGCCUGGGGGCCGGGGAGGGUGGCCCGGAGCCAGAGAGGGAACGGCCGGCUCCUGGCUCUCUUUCCCAGCAUCUUCCCGGCCCCGACGGUGCCCCCAAGCGCCAUGUGAAGCGACUGACCCUGGCCUUCCCGCGCUCCACCGCCCAGCCCGCCGGAGCCGGCACCCCCAAACGGGCAGCCCGGGGCCGGCGCUUCAGGCGCUCGCUCAGCCACGAGAGCGCCCUGCCCACUGGGGCCCAGGCCAAGGCCUCGGGGCGGGGCGACCCCGGCCUGCAGCCCCCCAAGAGUCCACUGAGCUACUUCCGGGCCUGUGGGCGGCAGAUCUUCGUCAGCCACAAGCACCUCACCCUGGCCUUCGUGGGACUGCGGGGCCGGAGGGAGCCGGGCACUGCCGUGCCCAAUGCCAGCCCCCGGGACAUGGCACCCACCCCCCGCCGGCCCCUCCUGUGACCCCCAGCUCCAGCAGCUGCUGGGGGCCAAUCGGCGUCACUCCCCAAAAUCCCCACUGCCGGGUACUAAACUCACCGCCAGCCAGGACUUCCUGGAUCUGUGAAGGAUGUGCUGCAUUCCCCUGCCUUCUGGGGGGCAAACUGGGCCUCGAAGUUUGGAAUCCCCUGGGCUGCGGCUGAGCCCUCCCCUUGCCCUCUGGACCUCUGUGUGACCCAAACCGGCUGGGGCACCCUGGCUGCCUCGCCCUAGCAGCCACGUCCUCUCCGGGUCCCGGCGGGCACGCUGUGUGAGAACUAUGAAUUCUUUGUGCAUUUCAGCCCCCGGCUGGCAAUUCCCGAGCCGCUCUGUGCCCUCGCCCGCUGGCCUCUGGGAACCUGGCUCGUCCUGGGCUCAAAUUCCGAGGCCGAUUUCUCCGCCGGGGUUUUUUCCCCUGUUAUCGCCUGGUACCAGCUCCUCGCGCCUGGGUUUCUGCUGCUGGCUCUUUCGUGCCUUGGGCUGCGGUUUCUGCGUUUCGCUGUGGGGUGGAGGAGGGCAGGGGGGUGAGAGAGCACUGCUUGCUUCUGGAGACAGACCAUGAAGUGUAGGGACUGGGGUCUUUUCCUGAGCCGGGGGCGUGCGGGGUCUCCCCUCGGAGUUGCACUCAAUCCUUCCGAAAGCAAGAAGGCCCACGGGGUCAAAGUUUCUUUCCUUUCAAAUGUUUAAAUUUUUCCAGAAUAAAAAGGUUUUUUUAAAACUUUUU
This is a messenger RNA of Chelonia mydas (Green sea turtle), 3578 nucleotides long. RefSeq names its product rho GTPase-activating protein 11A. The transcript has 15 exons. Bases 512 to 2839 code for a protein of 775 amino acids. Gene Ontology annotation, biological process: signal transduction. NCBI's taxonomy places the organism in Eukaryota, Metazoa, Chordata, Testudines, Cheloniidae. The record is from RefSeq and is a predicted model, not a curated record.